Molecule: messenger RNA, 2947 nt
Organism: Hydra vulgaris (swiftwater hydra)
Lineage: Eukaryota; Metazoa; Cnidaria; Hydrozoa; Anthoathecata; Hydridae
Source: RefSeq, a predicted model, not a curated record
AAAUUUAGAAAAUCAGGGAAUACCUGGAAAAGUCAGGGAAAAUUUGUUAAAAAUCUGUAAAAUCAGGGAAAACUCAGGGAAUCUUGUUCAGUAUUAUAUUUAGCUUGAAUUUAUUUUGCAAAAUACACAUUUUGAGUGUUUAUUGUUGUUGAAAAUUGCUCACUAAAGUGUUUUUUUAACUUUUAUAUUAUAUAGUAACUAUAUGUUUAGCUAAAUGUAUAAAUAAAUAUAAUAAUAUAAGACAUGACUUCAGAAAAGACUUAUUUUCAAGAGGAUUGGUUACAACAAGAUAUUUAUAAAGAUUGGUUAGUUCCCAACGCACAUGCAAAAACUAAAGCUUAUUACAAAAAAUGUAAAAAAUCAUUUGAAUUGUCCAAUAUGGGUAUUCAGGCUGUUAAAAGUCAUGCAGCAGGUAAGAAGCAUCAGUCUGCUACAAAGCCUGUUAGUUGUUUCUUUAUUAAUGGAAAAGAGUUGCAUGCUGAACCACUUGGAAGUGAGGAAAAAAUAUCCACAUUUUUCACCAAAAAACAAGCAACUAUUGUCUUUUUAAUUAAAUCAUCGUUAUCAACUAAUGCUGAGAUCAUAUGGGCCCUGAAAUCUACAAUGAGCUGCUACUCUAAUAACUCAUGUGCAAAUUUAAAGACACUUUUAAAAAGAUGUUUCCUGAUAGCAAGGUAGCAGAAGAUUUCACUAUGAACACCUCAAAAGUAUCAUACAUUGUUAACCAUGGACUAGCCCCAUACUUCAAGACACUUUUAAAAGAAGAAAUCACAAAGUCUGAUUGUUACAUUGUAUCUUUUGAUGAGAGUUUAAACGACAUAACCCAAACUUGUCAGAUGGAUCUACUUGUUCGGUAUUGGGAUGGCAAUGACAAAGUUAAAGUGAGAUAUUGGACAUCAGCAUUUCUUGGUCAUUCUGCAGCUUCUGACCUUCUUACACAUUUCAACGAAAACUUAUCAAGAUUUGAUUCAAGUAAAAUGUAUCAAGUUUCCAUGGAUGGACCCUCUACGAAUCUGAAAUUUCUAGAUGAUCUUAAUAAACACAGAAAGGACAAUGAGAUGCCACAACUUAUAAAUAUUGGAAGUUGCUCUUUGCAUGUAAUCCAUGGUGCUUUUAAAACAGCUAUCGAAUCAACAGCAUGGAAUAUUAAAGAAACUUUAAAAGGGUGUUGGCAAAUUCUUCAUGAUAGCCCAGCUAGACGUCAAGAUUAUGAAACAGUCACAGGUGCAACAAAAUACCUUCUUUUUUUUUGCAGAACAAGAUGGGUUGAAAGUAAUUCUGUUGCAGAUCGUUGCAUUGAAAUCUGGCCUAAUAUAUGUAAGUUGAUUGAGUUUUGGGAAAAGUUACCAUCUUCGAAACAACCUAAAUCUCGAAGCUUUUUAAAUGUAAAAAAGGCUGUUAAAGACAAACUUAUUAUUUUAAAAUUUGAAGUUUUCAGCUUUGUUGCAAGCAUAUUAGAGCCAUAUUUGUUGGCAUACCAAACUGACAAACCAAUGAUUCCAUUCAUGUAUAGUGACUUAGAAAAACUGUUACGAACCAUACUAAGCUUGUUUGUGAAACAAAAUGUUAUUGAUAAUAGUUGUAUUUCAGUACAACUAAAAGAAGUUGAUUUUCAUAAAAAAGAUAAUCUACUUAAAGGAAAUCAAAUCAAACUAGGGUUUGCAGCUGAAACAAGACUGGCUGCUUUACGAAAGAAAGAUAUAAUAACCAUUGCUGAUAUUCAAAGUUUUCACAAAGAUUGCACUAACAUGUAUGUUCAAUUAAUUGAAAAGUUCAUGGACCGAACUCCGCUAGGAUCUAUCAUUGUACGCAACUCUCAGGUUUUUAACCCAAAUGCAAUGGUAGUAAUGACUCAAGAAGAUGCUGAGAAGAAGUGUAAAUCUUUAUUGACCCACUUGAUUAGCUUGAAAUAUGUUUCACCAAUCUUUUCUGAUAAAGCUAUAAAUCAAUUUGCAGAUUUCUUUAGAGAAUCAAGAGUUUAUCAAGACAUCUUUCAUGAGUUCAAUCGAGAAAGAGAUAGCUUAGAUGACUUCUAUUUUAAAAAAUUUAACCUAAAUAAAUAUAAAGAGUUUGCAUUGACUGUUAAAAUAUUAUUAACACUAAGCCAUGGACAAGCCUCAGUUGAGAGAGGUUUUAGUAUAAAUGCCACAGUACUAGAACAGAAUUUAAAUGAAAAAUCAAUAACUGCAAGACGUUUAGUCAAAGAUCAUAUGCUAUCAAAUAAUCUUCAGCCACAUAGUAUUGAAAUUACUAGCAAAAUGAUCAUCAGCAGGAAAUCGGCACACGAAAGAUAUAGAAGCUACCUAAAUUCAAUCGCAGAUACUAACAAAAAAGAAGCAAGUCAAUUGGCAAAAAAAGUUGUUAGCGAUGAAAUAAAAGAUGUUGAAACAAGGCGAGAUCAACUGAAGAAAACCAGUGAAAUGUUGCAGUUUGAUUUUGUAAAAUUUGUUGAGGAAGCAGAGGAGAAGCAAGAUCUAGGGUUAAUUUCUAAAGCUAAUGCGAUGAAACGAAAAGCAAAUGAAAAAAAUGAAGAAAUAAAGAAAUUAGAGCUAGCACUUUGCAUCUUAGAGCAAAAAAGAAAAAUGCUAAAAUAAUAUAUUCGUUCUCACAUGAAGUUUAUAUUUUGUUAACAAAACACAUUAGUUUUUUCAAAGCAUAUAUAAAAUGUUAUUAUUUUAAUAUUUCUUUUAGUUAUCAGAUUAAUAUGGCUUUGUUUCUUGUUUAAAACACCUUUAACAGAUUGCUAUAAAUUAAUUAAAGACAGUCUCUGGUUUCUUAAAAAAUAGUGAUAAAAAGUAUUUAGGGAACAAGGAUUCAGUUGCAAUAGUAUUAUAUUUUUCAACAUUGAUAGGCAAAAUAUUUAGACUUUUCACCGCACGAACUCAGGGAAAAAAUACUUGAAAAUCAGGGAAAAUCAGGGAAAACUCAGGGAAAAUGGUUUUUCAAA